This is a messenger RNA of Cyprinus carpio (common carp), 1757 nucleotides long. Its product is annotated as cytochrome P450 2J3-like. Gene Ontology annotation, cellular component: cytoplasm; intracellular membrane-bounded organelle. Bases 140 to 1633 code for a protein of 497 amino acids. The record is from RefSeq and is a predicted model, not a curated record. Gene Ontology annotation, biological process: xenobiotic metabolic process. The transcript has 9 exons. NCBI's taxonomy places the organism in Eukaryota, Metazoa, Chordata, Actinopteri, Cypriniformes, Cyprinidae. Gene Ontology annotation, molecular function: oxidoreductase activity, acting on paired donors, with incorporation or reduction of molecular oxygen, reduced flavin or flavoprotein as one donor, and incorporation of one atom of oxygen; iron ion binding; heme binding.
UGAAAUUGUGCCAAGAUGGUCCAAGGACACCAAAAUCAGACAACGCAACGAGUAGAUCAUGUUAACUGUGUUAAUUAUAAAUUAGUACUUACUAAAUUCACAUAUUGAACCUUAACAAUCCAAAAAAAAAAUAGCCACCAUGGACCUGCUGCAUCUUUACGAAUGGAUCGAUAUAAAGACUACUUUGUUAUUUGUUUGUGUGUUUUUAUUCCUGAGUGAUUAUAUCAGAAAUAAAGCGCCGAAGAACUUUCCUCCUGGACCCUGGUCUUUACCGAUUAUUGGAGACCUUCAUCAUAUCGAUCACAAGAAGGUUCAUCUUCAGUUGGCAAAAUUUGCAGAAAAAUACGGAGACGUUUUAAGCAUCCGAUUUUUCGGACUAAGAAUUGUUGUGUUGAGCGGGUACAAACGAGUGAAGGAAGUGUAUGUACAACAAGGCGAAAACCUUGUAGAUCGACCCAUGUUACCUAUGAUUUACGACAUCUUUGGAGACAAAGGUUUAGGUAGCUCCAGUGGAUAUAAAUGGAAGCAUCAGAGGAGAUUUGCACUCUCAACUCUUAGAAACUUUGGAUUGGGAAAGAAAAGCCUGGAGCCGUCUAUCCAUCUUGAAUGUCGCUUUCUGAAAGAGACCAUUUCAAAUAAGAAUGGUCGACCCUUUAACCCUCAAAUCCUGCUGAACAACGCUGUCUCAAAUGUGAUCUGUGUGCUUGUGUUUGGUAAUCGAUUUGAGUACAGUGACAAUGACUUCCAGGAUCUGUUGAAGAGCAUUAAUGAGGCUGUGUAUCUGGAAGGAAGCGUCAGUGUUCAACUGUAUAACAUGUUCCCAUGGCUCAUGCGGCUAGUGCCUGGACCACACAAAAAAAUGUUUGCUCAGUGGCAGAAGGUGAUUGACUUUGUUCGAGAGAAGGUGAAUGCACACAGAGUGGAUUAUGAUCCAUCGAAUCCUCGAGACUACAUUGACUGCUUCCUUGCUGAGAUGGACAAACUUAAAGACGACACAGCCGCUGGGUUUGAUGUGGAGAACUUGUGCAUCUGUGCUCUGGAUCUGUUUGUAGCUGGAAGUGAGACCACCUCCACUACUCUGUACUGGGGUCUUCUCUACAUGAUAAAAUAUCCUGAGAUACAGGCCAAAGUUCAGGAGGAGAUUGAUUGUGUUGUGGGAGGGUCACGGCAGCCAUCUUUAUCAGACAGAGACAACAUGCCCUACACCAAUGCUGUCAUUCAUGAGAUACAGAGGAGUGGAAAUAUUGUCCCAUUAAAUUUGCCCCGGGCUACUGUGGAAGACACUCUGAUAGGAAAAUAUUCUAUUCCAAAGGGUACAGCUGUGAUUGGCAGUUUGACAUCAGUGCUGUUUGAUGAGUCUGAGUGGGAGACGCCUCAUUCUUUUAACCCGGGUCACUUUCUGGAUGCUGAGGGCAAAUUCAGAAAGAGAGUUGCCUUUUUACCUUUUUCUCUAGGAAAGAGAGUGUGGUCCUGGGGAAGUAAACUGGCACGGAUGGAGCUGUUCCUCUUUUUCUCCUCUCUGCUGCAGCGCUUCACUUUCUCUUCACCAGCCGGUGUGGAGCCCAGCUUGAAUUUUAAACUGGGGGCCACUCACUGUCCCCAACCAUAUGCAUUAUGUGCAGUGCCACGCUAAAACACAUAUAAUUUUGUACAUUUCAGUAAUUAAAAAAAAAAAAAAAUGUUUAUAAAAAAAGAUGAGUGAUGCAUUUUUUAGUUAGUUGGUUGGAAUGUAGACUGGCCGAUUGGUUGGGUUCUAU